AUGUUAACCGUGGAAGCUAAGACUGGACAACACAGUGAGAGGCCAUUACCAAGACAAAUAGAAUCUCCAGGCACACCUGGCCCAUACCUGUCCCACUCUAUUGAGGAUAUACUGAAAAGACCUUCCUGUUUGGCUGAGAGGCAAAUGCAGAAGGUUGAAGAGAACAUGUCAGAAAAUACUUGGACACCCACUGGAAAAGAAGGCAUCAAAUCUAGGCAAGAUACAGUGUGUCAGCGAGGGCACAGAAGAGUACGGUCCACAUUCACAGCUACUCAGCUUGAGGAACUGGAAAGAGUUUUUCAAGACACUCACUACCCAGAUGUUCAUACCAGAGACUGGCUAGCCACACGCACCCAUCUGUCUGAGGGGAGAGUUCAAAUCUGGUUCCAGAACAGAAGAGCCAAGUGGAGACGGACUGAAGUGCAGGAAAGAAACAGUGUCCAGCUGGAGUGCACCACAAGCAAAUGCACUUACCCUCUCAGGCCUCCCUGUUUCUUCACGUUGAAGCAUCAUCUGCCUACAUCAUUCUACCCUCCCAUUCCUCUGUAUGAGAUCUGCACCCAAGUGCUCCACCCCUUUGUUGGGUCUCAUCAGUUCCAGGGGCCGCCAUACCAGCCAUGGUUCUCACGCUUUAGACCUCAUCCUGCCAACACGUACAGCAAGCAGAUGUGA
Molecule: messenger RNA, 672 nt
Organism: Neoarius graeffei (lesser salmon catfish)
Lineage: Eukaryota; Metazoa; Chordata; Actinopteri; Siluriformes; Ariidae
Product: aristaless-related homeobox protein
Exons: 4
Coding region: 1-672 (223 amino acids)
Biological process (GO): regulation of transcription by RNA polymerase II
Molecular function (GO): RNA polymerase II transcription regulatory region sequence-specific DNA binding; DNA-binding transcription factor activity, RNA polymerase II-specific
Source: RefSeq, a predicted model, not a curated record